CUUUGCUUUCACAUAAUAAGGGUCAUGCACAUGUUCAGCAUAUUUCAAAUACCACAACAAUAUAUCCUUAAGAGAUGGACAAGACUUGCAAAGUCAGCAGUAUGGGAGAAUGUUCAAGCAGACAAGGACCAAAGCCAAAAUGCACUGUUGUGGACACCAUGGAGACAUGCAAUAACCAAGAAUUUCUACAACCUAGUGUCAAUAUGUCAAUCAAAUGAGGAUGCAAGAACAUUAUGUGACAAGUCGUUGAAGGAAUUAUACAAAUCAGUGAAAGAAGUUUUCAAGACCGAUCAACAAAAACAACAAGAAAUCGAAGACGAAGAACUACGAAGACAAACAGUUGAAAAUCCUGAGGUGAUAAAGACAAAAGGAAGACCCCCAAAGGGAAACAAGAGAGUAAAAGGACAUUUUGAGAAGCGUAAAAUGAAGACAAGGCAUCCGAACGAAUAUGGAACAAAAACCCCAAAUGUACCUCAAGUUGAAUAGUGUUCAAAUAAUAUUAGUUUUCAAUUGUAUUCCAGUCAGUAAUUGUAUUAAAUUUACACUUGUUUAUUUCUAAGCUACUCGAAAUUCAGUAAUAUUAGUAUUUAUUGUCCUUCAGUUAGACUUGUUUAUUUUUCAGCUAGUGUUUCUAGUGCUUCA
Molecule: messenger RNA, 642 nt
Organism: Beta vulgaris subsp. vulgaris (sugar beet)
Lineage: Eukaryota; Viridiplantae; Streptophyta; Magnoliopsida; Caryophyllales; Amaranthaceae
Exons: 2
Coding region: 25-486 (153 amino acids)
Source: RefSeq, a predicted model, not a curated record